Messenger RNA from Phalacrocorax carbo (great cormorant), 1407 nucleotides. Lineage: Eukaryota; Metazoa; Chordata; Aves; Suliformes; Phalacrocoracidae. The record is from RefSeq and is a predicted model, not a curated record.
AGUGACCCCGUCGGCGCCGAGAGCGGCGGGAGGGGCCGGGCGGGAGCGCGAUGGCGGCGGCCGGGGGCGCCCGCCGGUAACGGCCGAGCUCGACCGACCCGCCGCGGCCGGGCACCGCCGGGGGCCCUCCCCCGGCACCGCCUCCGCCGCGCCUCCGGGACCGCCGGGACUCCCGGGACCGCCGGUACUCCCGGGGCCGCCUCCCCCGCGCCGCCUCCCCCCGGGCCGGCGGCCGCAGCGGGGCCGGGGGUCCCGGGCCCGGCCCGGGGCUGGGUCCGCCGGCGCGGGGGGCGGGAAGCUGGCGGAGCUGGGCCGGGCGGGGGGCGGCGGCGGGGCCGGUGCUGGGGCCGGUACCGGGAUGAUGCGGACCCAGUGCCUGCUGGGGCUCCGCGCCUUCGUGGCCUUCGCCGCCAAACUCUGGAGCUUCCUCCUCUACAUGCUGCGCCGGCAGGUCCGCACCGUGAUCCAGUACCAGACGGUGCGAUACGACGUGCUGCCCCUCUCCCCCGUGUCCCGGAACCGCCUCAACCUGGUGAAGAGGAAGAUCCUUGUCCUGGAUCUGGACGAGACCCUCAUCCACUCCCACCAUGAUGGUGUCCUGCGGCCCACCGUGCGCCCCGGGACCCCCCCGGACUUCAUCCUCAAGGUCGUCAUCGACAAACACCCCGUGCGGUUCUUCGUGCACAAGCGGCCCCACGUGGAUUUCUUCCUGGAGGUGGUGAGCCAAUGGUACGAGCUGGUGGUGUUCACGGCCAGCAUGGAGAUCUACGGCUGCGCCGUGGCCGACAAGCUGGACAACAACCGCAGCAUCCUCAACCGCCGCUACUACCGGCAGCACUGCACGCUGGAGCUGGGCAGCUACAUCAAGGACCUGUCGGUGGUGCACAGCGACCUCUCCAGCAUCGUCAUCCUCGACAACUCCCCCGGCGCCUACCGCAGCCAUCCCGAUAACGCCAUCCCCAUCAAGUCCUGGUUCAGCGACCCCAGCGACACGGCCCUGCUCAAUCUGCUGCCCAUGCUGGAUGCCUUGAGGUUCACAGCCGACGUCCGCUCCGUCCUGAGCCGCAACCUGCACCAGCACCGGCUGUGGUGACGGCAGCCCCGCCCUGUCACCGUCACCCUGUCACCGUCACCCCGCCGCCGGGACGGGGACCCCCGGGCCCCCCCGCGAGGGACAGAGCCAGCGCCGUGGGGCGGCCCCCGGCCCCCCACGAGGGACUGUGCCAGCCCGUGGGGACCCCCUGCCCCCCCCGAGAGGGAUGGACUCUGCCCCGGGGGGAUGCGGAGCUCUGGCGCCAUGGGCGGGGGGCACGUGGGGGCCGCCCCCCUCCACCAGACGGACAGACGGACACGGACAGACGGGUGCUGCUGGCCCCGCCCUCUUGUUUUUAAAAGACCUGGGUCCCA